Molecule: messenger RNA, 1098 nt
Organism: Babesia sp. Xinjiang
Lineage: Eukaryota; Apicomplexa; Aconoidasida; Piroplasmida; Babesiidae
Exons: 2
Coding region: 1-1098 (365 amino acids)
Source: RefSeq, a predicted model, not a curated record
AUGUGCAUCGCAAAAAAAGUGUGUACCAAUUCGCUUCGGCGUUUCUCCAUCUCAACGCGUUCUCGCGCCGGGGCGUUGAUGUUGCACGUACGACCUUCCAAAGGCCUGUUUGCCAACAACAUAUCCUUUAGUAGCCUCUCGCUGGCAUGGAAAUCGAGACAGUAUAGCAGCAUAACUGGUACGGAUGAUUCCUGUGAUGACGCUACGAGAGCAUCUUCCAGCGACACAUCUGAGCCUUUGGACCGUAGAACCUUCCUAAGACUGCUCACACAUGUGAACGAUGGCAACUCGGGUUUCGUUGUUACCUUGCAGAAAUUAAAGGAUGAGCUGCAGGCAGAGGGCUCACGGGCAUAUCCGUUUCGCAUCCGUGACCUGCGCGUGCUGGCCGAAUUUGGCGCACAGCUGCUGGCAUUGCAUGACGAUGAACAUGCCGCCGAUGUGCUAUGCGGGGCUAUAGAACUGUUCAAGGCUGACGGUGACGCUUCGGCUGCGUUUCACCUCUGCCGUCUGUUUUCAUCCUUCAAUAACUGUCUAGGCCGUACGUUGACAUCCAGUGUAUUUCAGCGUGUUGUGCACAACAGGAUUGGUAUGAUGGGAGCCAAAUAUUUGUCACAUAGUAAGAUGGACAAGCUUAAUGAGCUGAAUUUGGAAAUAUUAGACGUGAAAGAUGUGAAAAUGGAUAUUUUCGUGCUCACCAUUGGUGGCAAACGUGGUGACAAUAUUUCGUCUCCUUACUUAAUGAAGCAAGUGGUGGCCCACCAGAUUGUAGUGACAAUGCCCAAGGUUUCAGGCUCGUCGGAAGGUAUAACGAUGAGCAGGCAGCAGCGCCGCGAUGCCAUCCUCCAAACGUUUGAGAAGGGUGUCAUUGCACGAAUGGAGGUGCUUCUGAAGGUGCGCCAGUGUCUGCAGCUGCUUGACACCGAUGGCACUGUGGUCUGGGAAGACCCUCGCACGUUGUCUACACACAAGUUAGCUUUUGAAUCAGAAAUUGGCUCUUUGCCCCGAGAUGUAGGCGAUUUUGAGCCAACGGAUUGGGUGCUUGUGGAUAUAAAUUCCGUGCUCAACAGUAACGCUCCGUUUACUGCCACUACCGCCUAG